Messenger RNA from Sungouiella intermedia, 534 nucleotides. The record is from the annotation of a GenBank genome assembly. NCBI's taxonomy places the organism in Eukaryota, Fungi, Ascomycota, Pichiomycetes, Serinales, Metschnikowiaceae.
AUGGGUUCACUCGUGGAACUUAUGGCAGAUCUUGCGCCCAUAGUUAGCAAUUCCACCUUAGAUUCAGCUCUGAUUGACCAACUUGAAGCAGAUCUUGGAACUUUACCAUCACAAUAUAUCGACCUCCUAAAGAGUGCUAACGGACAGGAUAUCACUUUUGGCAAUUUCAUCCAUUUCAAGGGAUUACAGCCUUCUUGCUGGGCGAGUAAUUAUUAUGACGCCUUUGAUGAGUUUUAUGGACUACUGUCUUUGAGACACGAAAUAGAAGUAUGUAAGGAGGACUUGGGAACUCAAUGGAUCCCAAUAGGAGGGUCUACUGGAGGAAACCACAUCUGUCUUUGUGUAAAAGGGCCGAUGACCGGCCAACUCUGGUUCUGGGAUCACGAGCAAACUCCCGAUUUCGAUGUGCAUAAAGUUGAAUCUGGAAUGUAUUUGGCAGCAGACACAUUGCUCGAUUUUGUUCAGAAAUUGGAGGUUAAUGCAAUUGAAAAUGAAAACGUGAGAGGUGUUCUUAGUUGUGAACUUGAUUUUUAG